Messenger RNA from Symbiodinium pilosum, 906 nucleotides. NCBI's taxonomy places the organism in Eukaryota, Dinophyceae, Suessiales, Symbiodiniaceae. The record is from the annotation of a GenBank genome assembly.
AUGCCUCCUGUCUGGGUGCAACUGAAGCAGCUUCUAAUUCGCGAGCUCCAGAUCAGCAGGAGUCUUGCUGCCUACACUUACUUCGAGGCGACAAUUGCUGGCGUUUUGCUCGGCGCUACCUAUUUUCACAUGUCUCUGCGUCUGGCUGGCGUCAUCAGUCGAUUGGGCCUCAUCUUUGCCGUGCACUGCACUCUGGGGAUGCAGGCUCUUCAAGGACUUCUGGCUUGGCGAGACGGCUACACCAGCUACCGACGUGAACGUGCCGCAGGAUAUUACUAUACUGGCAGCUUCGUCAUCGCCAAAGUUGUUGUUGAUGCUGUCCUUCUGCGGGUGGGGCCUCCUGCUUUGAUGUGCGCAAUCAUCUACCUCCUGGCCAGCAUGCAUCCAGGACGAGAGGCUGUCUGCUGCUUGGGCUUUUGCCUCGCCUCCUUUGUUGCCUCGACAUUCUGCCUGGCGCUGGGAGCUACGGCACCCAGGUCUGGUGUGGUAUUACCACUGGCAGUGCUGCUGAUUCUCAUCUUUUUGCUGUUUGGCGGACCAUUGCUCGCCUCCGGGGAGGAUGUUCUUCGAAACGUCUCGAUCUUCAGGGCUUCGUUCAAUAUGCUGGCAGCGAACGAGCUGCGAGGAUUAGAUUUCCUGUUCGAUCCGGAAGGUGUCAGCGUCACGCUGGACAGCAGAUCCGGUGAGGACUGGAUGGUGGACCUUGGCAUCCAAGACAAUCCUGUUGCAGAGGAGGUUGGCUGGUUGCUGGGUUGGUCUUUCUUUUACAUUCUCCUGGCUUGGGCUGUGCUGGCUUCACGGUCAGUCACUUGUUCGGAGUGCGCUCUCCCGCGCGGCUGUGGGAGGGCCAGCGCCACCAUCGAGCAGCCGCAGAUAGGACGCCGGCGAAGUACUGCAAGCGAAUGA